CUCAUUUUUAUUGACAAAUUGGUAUGGAAAACACUAUGUAGUUCUACUAUUAUUUAUUGAAUAAAUUGAUUAAGUUAUUGUCUAGUUUGCUUACCCAUAUUCGUGAAUAGACCAAUUAUACACUAAUUAGUUAAUAAAACUAAUGAAACUGGAAAAAUCGAAACUGUGAUCAUUUUUACAAAAAAAAAAUAUGUUUAUGCAACAAUUUUAAAUUACGCAAAUAAAAAUUACAAAUAUAAGACGUGAAUCUCUUUUUAAAAAUGCAAGACACAAUAAUAAAUCAAGAAAUUGCCAACUUAGACCUAUCGAAGAUUGCAGCAUUGCAACAAAAACGUACAUUAGCUUUUGUAAACCACUUUGUUAUAACAACGGUACAGUUUUUAAACAACUUUGCCAAAAGAUGUGAACAGAAAUUGAUGCAGUUUGAAAGGAAAUUGGAGAAAAUUAAUGCUACAAUGGUUUUACUUGAAGCAAAGCUUUCUUCAAUUCCCGAAAUAGCCACGGAAACAGAUGCGGGAAAACCACAUGAAUAUAUAAAUGAAUCACCGAAAGAAAUAAUUGAACCAGUUACUAACAAUAAUGAUGACAAUAUACCUGAAAACAAAAAUACAAUAGAAACAAUAAAGCCAGAGUAUGAAAGAUUUAUUAAAAUGGUACAAGUUGGUGUACCGAUAGAUGCUGUUAAAUUAAAAAUAUCAUUAGAAGGACUUGAUCCUAAUGAGUUUGACAAAAUAAUAAAGAAAUGAUUUAAUAUUAUUAGUUGAGCUUGAUAAACUGCUUUUCCAAAUUGUAUUUUUACACAAUUGAGUAUAUUUUUUAAUGUUUAUAAUAAUUAUAGUACAAUGCUAAAGCUGUUACAUUAUUGAUAUAGUUAAUAAAGGUUUAAGAAA
Molecule: messenger RNA, 890 nt
Organism: Nymphalis io (European peacock)
Lineage: Eukaryota; Metazoa; Arthropoda; Insecta; Lepidoptera; Nymphalidae
Gene: CCDC53
Product: WASH complex subunit 3
Exons: 3
Coding region: 261-746 (161 amino acids)
Biological process (GO): exocytosis; actin filament polymerization
Cellular component (GO): WASH complex
Source: RefSeq, a predicted model, not a curated record